GCGCAGUACGCUUCGAUUAUUCGAGAGCCGGCAGCUACAGGGGAUUGAGCAGUCGUGCGAGUUGAAAUCAAAGUAUUUUUGUUUUCUUGUCAAGUUGGUGUAUGUCAACUGUGGAUCUUGUAAAGGCAAGGCAGGACUGCCCUGAGCCUGUCCUGCGAUGGUCCUGUGGCCAAGCCUGAUGUCGUAGGGCCUUUCCAUACUAGUGUGAAGAUGGGCAGUCCAGAUGUGCCAUGUUGACCAUCCCUCCUCUGGGGUGCAAGUGGGCCUUGCCUCAUGCAGUCCAGUCUUCUCUGCAUCAACUUGCCCCAGAAGCCAUUCCAUUUUUGAAAGGCCUAUCAAAAUGAGCCGAAGUUCCAAGGAUGGUCGUUGGUGUGCGUUGGCCAGGCCGAGAUCUUUUGGCCCCCUGGACGAUGAGCCCUUUCAUUACCCUAUGAUGUGGCCUGCCUAAACUGUUAGAGCCCUUUACAUCCAUGCCCAUUUUGCGAGCCUUGGCCUGGGUGGCCAGCUGUCGGUGUCGCGUGCAAACAAUGUGUACCAAUUGCGGGUGUGGUGAGGACCUGUGUGCGGGUGGCCAGGCAGAACACCCUCACAACUUCCUGUGACCAAUCAUAGCCAUUCUCUGCCACAGCACUUGCAGAAGAAAUCUGAGCAAUAUGACGCGUAUCUAUGUAGGAGGCAUUCCAUCUGAUUGUCGGGAGAAAGACCUCGACAGGUUCUUCCGCAACUAUGGCAGGCUCAGAGAUUGCCUCAUCAAGAAUGGCUAUGCUUUUGUGGAGUUUGAAGACAGCCGUGAUGCUGAUGAUGCUGUUUACGAGAUGAAUGGGCGCGAGUUGCUUGGUGCCCGCGUCUCUGUGGAACAUGCCAGAGGAGUGCCACGGCGAGGAGAGGUAUAUCGUGAUCGUCGUCCUCCGCCUUCAUCAUGGAGUGACCGCAGCAGUAGACCCGCUGCCAGAGGGCUGGGCGGUGGAUACGGCCCACCACCUGACGCCCGGUACGGCCCUCCCAUGCGCACCCCUUAUCGAGUGCUCGUGGAGAACUUGUCGUCGCGCAUCAGCUGGCAGGACCUAAAAGAUUACAUGAGGAAAGAGGCCGACGUCACGUUUGCUGACGCCCACAGGCAUGCCAGAAAUGUUGGUAUCGUGGAGUUUGCCUCGUACUCUGACAUGCAGCGCGCCAUUGAUCGCCUGGACGAUACCGAGUUAAUGGGACGACGCAUCAAGCUCAUCGAUGACUACAACAGAGGGUCAAGAUCUCGUUCUCGACGUCGCAGAUCGCGAACGAGGUCUCGAUCACGUUCAGGAUCUCGUCGUCGCCGCUCCUACUCAUCAUCUCGAUCGCGCUCUAGGUCACGUAGAAGGUCCCGAUCACGUUCAAGGUCUCGUUCGAGGAAGAACACCAAACGGUCGAGCCGAUCACGAUCACGUUCACGAUCAAGGUCAAAGGAUUCGGCGAAGCGAUCGCACUCCAAGUCUAAGAGCCCAGAGAAGGAAGGGUCCAAGUCAAGGUCCCGUUCUCCAACAAAGGAAAGCCCAGAGAAGUCGACCAAUUCGGCGAACCAGAACGGAAAACGCGCGCACUCUCACUCCAAGUCGCGCUCCAAGUCUCGUUCUGCUGAACACAGCCCUUCUCCUAAGAAGGCCAGGCAGUCGCGCUCUCGAUCGCGAUCUGUGUCCCGUUCACGAUCACGGUCUGGAGGAAGAGACUACGACGACAGAUCGCGGUCAAGGUCCCGCUCAAGAACUCGAUCUCGGUCACCGGCGGAGAGAAAUGGUGACGAAUAAUGGGAGAGGAAUUUGACCGUCAUGUUGAACCGGAAAUUGGUAUGUGGCCAUAGUGCACUAUGCACAUGGUAAGCUAGGUCAUCUUAAGUUAUGUUGACUAUGUUUUUCUUUGCGUAGAAAGGCUUGAAUUCUUAUUUUCCAGUUUUCCAUGUAUAACCAUUUGUAACGAAUAGAAUUAAAGGUGUAAUGUUCCACGUCUACGCAUAUUCUUAAAAUAUACCUUACAGGAUGUAAACGUUAUCUAUA
Molecule: messenger RNA, 2027 nt
Organism: Hyalella azteca
Lineage: Eukaryota; Metazoa; Arthropoda; Malacostraca; Amphipoda; Hyalellidae
Product: serine/arginine-rich splicing factor 5
Exons: 10
Coding region: 654-1781 (375 amino acids)
Biological process (GO): mRNA splice site recognition; alternative mRNA splicing, via spliceosome
Cellular component (GO): ribonucleoprotein complex; nucleus; cytoplasm
Molecular function (GO): mRNA binding
Source: RefSeq, a predicted model, not a curated record